Penicillium pulvis is the source of this 630-nucleotide messenger RNA. RefSeq lists its product as uncharacterized. NCBI's taxonomy places the organism in Eukaryota, Fungi, Ascomycota, Eurotiomycetes, Eurotiales, Aspergillaceae. The coding region runs from base 1 to 630 and encodes 209 amino acids. The transcript has a single exon. The record is from RefSeq and is a predicted model, not a curated record.
AUGGAAUCAAUUCCAUUCUCAGAGGACUUGAGCCUCGACACAACAAUGCUCGAACCUGCACCCUCCAUAAAUGAUAAAACCCACCAGAUCCUCUCCUCCCACCUUCAAAAACGCUAUACAACCGUGUCCAUUCCCUCAACCUACGGCGGCCUAGACAGCGGUCCAUCCUCAGGAACAGUCGCUGGAAUCGUGCUGGGCAGCGUGGGCGGCGUCGUCCUGAUUCUCUACCUUACCUUCCUCUCUCUAAACCCUGGUGGUCUCGCGCGCGGAGUGAGCUCCUCGGUCGAUGAAGAGGUAGUGGUAAGCAGUCGACGGGGACCUUCGCUACGCCGGCAUGGUGAUACGAUUGAAGUAGUUGAAGAGCGUGAUCGGAGGGACAGCUAUCGGCGCCGACCGAGUCCCCGCGAUCGGGAUGAUGGUCGCAUUAUUGUUGAAGAGUCGGUGACUGGUACUGCCACAUCAGAUGGGAGAGAUGUUGUGGAGGUGUUUGAAGAGGAAUCUUCGGCUGUUUCAUCCGUUUCGACUCGGCCGCCGAGGAGAGCGAGAAGUCAUCGGUCGGGAGUUAGGACGAUUGAUCCGUUGGACUAUGGGGGUGGUGAGAGCGAGUAUGGUGGUAGUCGGUAUCGGUGA